Messenger RNA from Arvicanthis niloticus (Nile rat), 5144 nucleotides. The record is from RefSeq and is a predicted model, not a curated record. NCBI's taxonomy places the organism in Eukaryota, Metazoa, Chordata, Mammalia, Rodentia, Muridae.
UCAGUAGCCAGCCACUUCAGACUGCUUUCAUUUAAGACUCAGAAACCUAACAGGGGAUCGGGAUUUUUUUUGCCGGUGAUUGGAUUAGCUUGAAGAAAAGAGCAUGGUUCUGAAGUCUAAUUACUGACGUUGUUAAGACUGAAAAGCUGUCUUCUGUGGGGAGAAGACAACAUCCUUCUGUACCCCCACGAGGAGAAAACACCAACACCGGAGGGAAAGAAAGGGACGGAGAAACCAACGCGGUCUUCCUUGAUUUCGCAGUUUGAACAUGACUUCAGAAGCCUUGGGAAACAGUCCUGAUGUUUGUUUUUUAAGCUGAGUAAAAGUGAAGGCUGCCGGUUCCGUAGCCCCCGGGAGAAAUGUGUUUCUCUGCAGAAACACCCCUAUAAAUAAUUUCCCGAAGCAGCUAGGUGAGGGGGAGCCCGGAUCUCUAUUAAUGACUCUUUCCAUUCCUUUUUGCUAUGUGAUUCUGCUUCUUCCUUGACAAUCUCUGAAUUCUUGAACUGUCCCCCAGACUUUGUGUUUACAAAGUACCUAGAGGUUCUUGUCAGCCUGGUGGGGGAGAAAAAAAAAAAUCUACCAACUCUGUCCAACUUCUCCUGAGCUGUCAAACGCAAUUAGAGUAAGUUGAUCAGGGAUUGUUUCCAACUUCCUCUCUGCAAUUGGUUUCUAAUCUUUCUCCCCACCCUCUUGUUACCGCUCCCCUCCCCCACACCUUCUCCACUGUCUCCCCACCCUCUGAAGACCUCUAUUCAUGUGGCCCUGAACACUGAAACCAGCUUUGCCUGCAAUAGCCAGCACCAGCCUCUUGCACCUCACCAUCCCAGAGGCAGUAAUCAUUGUGUCCAACAAGAUGGGGGACACAGCGCCCCCGCAGGCCCCCGCAGGAGGGUUAGGGGGGGCUUCUGGGGCGGGGCUCCUUGGAGGGGGCUCAGUCACCCCGAGAGUGCACAGUGCUAUUGUGGAACGCCUGCGGGCUCGCAUUGCUGUCUGCCGACAGCACCACCUGAGUUGUGAAGGACGCUAUGAACGUGGUAGGGCCGAGAGCUCAGACCGAGAAAGGGAAAGCACCAUGCAGCUUCUCAGCCUGGUCCAGCAUGGCCAGGGGGCAAGGAAGGUUAGCAAACACGCUAAGGCUACAACCACGACUGCCACCACUACAGCUCCUCCACCGCCCCCUACUGCCCCUCCUGUGGCCUCCCAGGCGGCAGCCACAGCCCCACCACCUCCACCAGACUAUCACCAUCACCAUCAGCAGCACCGGCUGACCAGUAAUGAUAACAGUGGGAUAAACCGAGAGCAGCCAGCUUCGACCCCGGGGGAUCAGCGGAACUCGGCCCUGCUUGCGCUCCAGGGCUCUUUGAAAAGAAAACAAAUAGUCAACUUGUCUCCUGCCAACAGCAAGAGGCCCAAUGGCUUUGUUGACAGCUCAUUUCUUGACAUCAAAAGGAUCAGAGUUGGGGAGAACCUUUCUACAGGUCAGGGGGCCCUCCCAGUAAAUAAUGGACAAAGUCAUAUGAUGCCAGGGCCCUUGCCCAUGAACCAAGCACUGAGGAAGACUAAUGCUCUACCACCUCCUGCACAUUCUCCUGGCAACAAUUUGUUUAACAUGGGCUUAAAGGAGGUGAAGAAAGAACCUGGGGAGACCCUGUCUUGCAGUAAGCACAUGGAUGACCAAAUGACACCAGAGAGUGCUUUUACUAAUAGGUUUGGAGAUGACCCUGGAGAGCAACUGAUGGACCCUGAGCUGCAGGAACUGUUCAAUGAACUGACCAACAUAUCAGUGCCUCCCAUGAGUGACCUGGAGCUGGAGAACAUGAUCAAUGCUACCAUUAAGCAGGAUGACCCGUUCGGCAUUGACUUGGGUCAGCAGAGCCAGAGGAGCACACCGAGACCCUCCCUGCCCAUGGAGAAAGUCAUUAUCAAAAGCGAAUAUUCACCUGGUUUGACACAAGGCACUUCAGGCUCUCCCCAGUUGAGGCCCCCAUCAGCUGGCCCUGCAUUUUCCUUGGCCAACUCUGCACUCUCCACUUCAUCCCCAAUCCCCACAGUUCCCCAGAGUCAGCCUCAGCUUCAGACAGUAUCAGGAGCCAACAGGGCCCUGCCAAGUUGGCAAGAAGUAUCCCAUGCCCAACAGCUCAAGCAGAUAGCUGCAAACCGCCAGCAACAUGCACGAAUGCAGCAACAGCAGCAGCAGCAGCAACAGCAGCCACCUCCCAGCUGGCCAGGCUUGCAGUCCUCUGCUGGGCCAUCUCCAGGGGCAUUUGUGCAGGAAAAAAUUCCCAGCCCUUCCUUCAGCCAGCAACCUUUCAGCCCACAGGGAUCGCCCAUGACUGGGGUGACUGGCAGCAGCAACCAGUCCAAAGCAGCAGCCAAUUACACGUACAAGACCAGCCCCUCAACCCAGGCUGGACACCUGGAUGUGCUUCUGCAGCAAAAGCCUCAGGAUCUCAGUCGAAGUUUUAUUAAUAACCCACACCCAACCUUGGAGCCCCGACAUGGCAACACCAAGCCGCUGUUCCAUUUUAACUCAGACCAAGCAAACCAGCAGAUGCCUUCUCUUUUGCCUUCCCAGAACAAGCCUUCUCUCCUGCACUACACCCAGCAGCAGCAGCAGCAGCAGCAGCAACAACAACAACAACAACAGCAACAGCAGCAGCAGCAGCAACAGCAGCAGCAGCAGCAGCAGCAAGGUUCACUGGUAGCUCAGCAGCAACAGCAGCAGCAGCAGCAGCAACAACAAAGUUCAAUGACAGUUCAGCAGCAGCAACAACCAUCCCAAUCCACCCAAGCUUUAUCAAGCCAGCCUUUGCUAAGGUCACCCUUGCCACUUCAGCAAAAGAUCAUGCUUCAGAAAAUGCAGAAUCAGUCCAUCGCAGGCCUGGGAUAUCAAGUCACUCAACAGCACAGACAGGAUCAACACACUGUGGUAGGCCAGAGCACAGGCCCCAGUCCAAGUCCCAACUCCUGCUCAAAUCCAAACACUGGAAGUGGUUACAUGAACUCCCAGCAGUCCCUGUUGAAUCAGCAGAUGAUGGGGAAGAAGCAGACCCUGCAGAGGCCAACAACCAUGGAGCAGAAGCAGCAACUUCCCCUCCAGCAGCAGAUGCUGGCUGACACGGAGAAACUUUCCCCUCAGGAUCAAAUGAACCGACAUCUGACAAGGCCACCCCCAGACUACAAAGACCAAAGAAGAAAUGCGGGCACCCUGCAGCCAGCUGCUCAGUAUUCUGGUGUCUCCUCUACAGUGAGUUUAAACUCCAACCAGGCUUUGACAAACCCGGUUUCAACACAUGCUAUUUUAACUCCGAACUCCAGCCUCAUGUCUACAUCUCAUGGGAUGAGAAUGCCAUUGUUAUCCACAGUUCAGAACAUGGGGAUGUAUGGAAACUUGCCUUGUAACCAGCCUGGCACCUACAAUGUCACUUCAACAAUGAAUCAGCUGACCCAACAGAGAAAUACAACUCAACUGAUAACAAAUCAGAACAACCCUCUGAUGCCUCGGCCAUCUCCCUUAGGGACAAAUAACAGUAACAAUGUGGCCACCUUUGGAGCUGGAUCUGCUGGCAGUUCACAGCAAUUAAGACCAAACUUGGCUCACAGUUUGGCAGGCAUGCCAGCCCAGAGGUCAUCAACUGUCAUGAUCACAGCCAACACAACAGCAACAAACUGGGCUUCUCAAGAGGUUAUGGGGAAACAACAGGAAGCCCUCAAAUCCACAGGGGUCCGCUUCCCAACAAAUACACCUGCAGCCUACACCCCAAACCAGUCAUUGCAACCAGGAGUAGGGAGCCAGCCAUUCUCCCAGAGGGCAGUGGCUCCCCCUAGCCAGUUAACGCCAGCAGUGCAAAUGAGACCUAUGAACCAAAUGAAUCAGACAUUAAAUGGGCAAACCCUGGGUCCACUCAGGGGUUUGAACCUCAGACCCAAUCAGCUGACCACCCAGAGUCUGUCUAAUAUGAAUCCAUCCGGAGCGGGAUUGAAUCAGCCGAGGACAGGCACCAACCAGCCUCCAUCCCUGACACCCAACACUUUUCCUUCAUCCAACCAAAGUUCCAGGGCUUUUCAAGGACCUGACCACAGCAGCGAUUUAGCUUUUGACUUUCUCAGCCAACACAGCGACAGCAUGGGCCCUGCCCUAAACAGCGAUGCUGAUUUCAUCGAUUCUUUAUUGAAGACUGAGCCCGGCAAUGACGACUGGAUGAAAGACAUCAACCUUGAUGAGAUCCUGGGAAGCAAUUCCUAAGGUGGAAGGAAGGUGGUCCAUAGGCUCCAAGCAGGGUUUUCCCAAGGAUACUGUAAGAACAAAUUGCUGAUGUCUAGGGGGGGGAGGGACUACAGACAUCAAAACGGAAGGUUGGCAGGAACGUCAGUGGUGAACAUUUGGGUUCACAUGCUUGUUUUAACAUUUGGAUUGUUUUUCCCUGCCUGAACUUCAGGAUGUGUCAUCCAGUUUAUCCAAACAACAACUGUGAGGCUGAUGUGUAAUUAAUUGUGUAAAAUGGUCUUCCCGAGUUCCUUUUCUCAGCGAAGGAAGUGCAAUGGAACUUGAGACCUGUUUCAAUCCCACAUCAUAGACAGGUGCUUGUUCUAAGCAACAGGCCGCAAACUGUCGCCUAGUAGAUAAAUAUGCCUUGACUUCUCUGUUGUUGUUUGUCUUAAAGCUUGCAGGAAAGACUGAAAUGCUACAUGGUUGUUUGGAGUAACCUAUAGGUUGUCCUAAGAAAGAGAGAACCAGAGAACCUAGAAGCUAUCCAGCAGAUUGAUUGAUUUUUUUUCCUAGAUGCACUCCUCAUUUUUGUAAUUUCCCCAUGUGUUUUGUAUUUUGGUGGGAUACUGGGUCUCAUGAUAAAACAGGAAUGCAGGGCUUACAACCUGACUGGAGCUUCCCUCCCAGUUUUUACAGAUAACCAAGACUGGUCCUGAACAUGCUAAAAUAUCAGUGCACAACUGUGUGCAUCAAAUUUCACUUAAAAAAAAUUAAACCUUGCCAUGUAGGAGAAAAACAUGGCUACGAAUUAUCAGCAGUCUUGCUCACUGUGAUUGAUAGCCACUGGUCUGUUCCCAAACAGUCAAAUUGAGCCUUGGUUUGUUUGUUUUUUUGUUUGUUUGUUUGUUUGUUUUUUGUUGUUGUUGUUGUUUUU